Molecule: messenger RNA, 1687 nt
Organism: Oreochromis aureus
Lineage: Eukaryota; Metazoa; Chordata; Actinopteri; Cichliformes; Cichlidae
Exons: 5
Coding region: 82-1566 (494 amino acids)
Source: RefSeq, a predicted model, not a curated record
CGUCGGGGUCAGUGUGCACGGUUACUGCAGCGGGAGGGAAAUCAGUCCCGGUAAGUGGCUCGAAGGUUUCGUGCUUCACACAUGUCAGCUGAUCUCUAUCAGACAUGGUUACACAUUAACCAGGAGGUCCACAGGUGUGCAGGACAGGUACAGCAGCUACAGCUUCACUCCGAGCUGCAGUCAGUUGGAGCGAAGGUGAAGAUGAGGCCGCAGCUCCUCCUGGUUCUGACGGCGGUCGUCUGUGCUGCCGCCAAGCCUCUGAGCAAGGCAGCAAUGACGAGAAACAAGCUGCUGCUGAUCUCCUUCGACGGCUUCAGGUGGGACUACGACCAGGACGUGGACACGCCGAACCUGGACCAGCUGGCUGCGGACGGGGUCAAGGCCAAAUACAUCACGCCCCCGAUGCUGACCAUGACCUCGCCGUCCCACUUCACCACCAUCACUGGCCGAUGGGUGGAGGAUCACGAAGUCGUCCAUAACUUGAUGUUUGACCAAGAGACGAACCUGAAAGUUCCUCACAAAGAGACACUGAAAAGAUCGGAGUGGUGGGACAAUGGAGCUCUGCCGCUGUGGAUCACCGCUCAGAACCAGGGUCUGAAAACAGCUUCCUUCUUCUACCCCGGAGGUGGAGCCAACUACAGUGGCCAAGCGGUCAAUCGAGCGCUACUGGAGGACUCCGGCCACCCCGACGACAAUGAGACCGAGUGGCGUCAGAAUAUUGACACGGUGAUGAGCUGGUUCUCUGAGGAGGACUUCCACCUGGUGACGCUCUACUAUGGCGAGCCAGACAACGUGGGCCACGCGAAAGGGCCGGACACCCCGGACCGGAAAGAGAUCAUCCGUCAGAUCGACCGCACCAUCGGCUACUUGAGGGACGCUAUCGAUCGCCACAACCUGACCGACUGGCUGAAUGUCAUCAUCACCUCUGACCACGGCAUGACCACAGUAAAGAAGAAGCCGCAGGUAGACGAGGUCAUCCUCAACAAAUACCUGAACUUAUUCGAGGGCGCCGGAUUUGAAAUCCUUGACUACGGUGGGUUUGGCAUCCUGACGCCACGGCCGGGGAAGGAGCAGGAAGUUUUUGACGCCCUCUCCAACGUGCCCAAUAUCACGGUGUACAAGAAAAACGAGAUUCCAGAAAGCUUCCAUCUCGCCAAAAGUGAGCGUCUGCCUCCCAUCGUGAUCAUCGCAGAUCUGGGAUUCAACCUGAACUCUAGAUUCAUCGUCUACGUGAAUAAAGGUGACCACGGCUUCCAUAACACUGAGAUGGACAUGAAGACCAUCUUCAGGGCCUUCGGACCGAGCUUCAAGAGGAGCUACCUGUCUGAGCCGUUCGACAGCAUCCACAUCUACCCUCUGAUGUGCAAACUGCUGCAGAUCGAACCAGCGCCACACAAUGGGUCACUGAGCGUGACCCAGGACAUGCUGCUCCCCACCCUGACCACCACGGCCAAGCCUUCGUUCACAACACCGCAAGGCUCUUUUACCACAGCUGGAUCGCAGGGAGCUCGGCUGUCCGUGGCUCUGCUGCUGGCCGUGCUGCUGGCCAUGUUCACCGUGCUGUAACUGGUCCAGGAUCAGUUUGAUGUACAGCUGGAUUCAGCGAUUUCCUCAUUUAUGUUGCUGCAGGUUCACUCUGAACGUUGUAACGUUUGCUUCUCCAAUAAAUAUGAACAGUGUGAACAUU